AAUGGACAUAUAUAUGAUAGCAGAUGGUGUGGAAAUAACACUAAAAAAACACAAACCUUUUCCCAUCGCUCUCUCUCCCUUCUCUUUGUGUGUCCUCAACUUGCUUGCUCUUCUCUCUCUCCCUUCUCUUUGUGUGUCUCUCUCAACAUUGUAAUUGCUUAGAAUUUUGAGUUUUGUUAUUAUGAAAUCAGUUUUAUUAUUUCCUUAGAAUUUUGAGUUUUGUUAAUUUUUUAUAUUUUUAUAUUAUUAAGUCUUGUGUUUAUAAUUUUAUUAUUUUAAUACAUCCUUUGAUUGUUUAAAAAGUAAUAGUUGUGAUUUUGAGUGAAUUAAUUUUUAGAUAUACUAAAAAAUCAAUCCUUUCUCCAAUGGACAAUGAUGGUUGGGAUCUAUCAGCCAUUGUGCGUAGUUGCAAAGCUACCACCUUUACUAAUCCCACCACCGUUUUUGAAACUCCCACCCCCAACACCUCGACCAAUAACGCUAGAUCUCCUCUUAAACCAACUGAUUUCAUAGAGCUAGAAAAAUUGACAACCAUCAUAAAUCCCAAUACCACUAUCUCCACCCCCACCUCCACCUCCACCUCCACCUCCACCUCCGCCUCCGCCGCCAAUAUCCUUAAACCCACAUUCACUAUCGGCACUCCCGCUUUCACUUACACCAGUGUUCAUAACACCAAUCAAAAUUCAACUUUUUAUGAUGUCUCAACACUCGGGAUACAACAAGAAAUGCAAUUAAAUCCACAAACUGAUUUAUUCACAAGGGUGUAUAUUCCUACAAAGGUUAACUGCAUUAAAGUUACUAGUGCUCAUUUUGAUCUUGCAUACAAUCACCCAUCACUUCAACAACAAUCCCAAAGAGAACUCAAUCAACUACCGAUUCAAGUAACACAAAUCAAUUCUGUGGUUUUACCAAAUACACGUCCACAACGAAAAAAAUACAGAUCAAAAUAUAGAAAAAAUCAGCAGAUGAAUCUGGUUUGCCAUGUGAAUACUGAGAAGCUCUUAGAAGAUCCAUGGGCAUGGAGAAAAUAUGGACAAAAACCCAUUAAAGGAUCUCCAUAUCCAAGCUAA
Molecule: messenger RNA, 1070 nt
Organism: Cicer arietinum (chickpea)
Lineage: Eukaryota; Viridiplantae; Streptophyta; Magnoliopsida; Fabales; Fabaceae
Source: RefSeq, a predicted model, not a curated record